CCAUGCUAUCAAUGCGAGGAAAACCUCACAUCUUCUCAAUCGUCUCUACAAAGCCUCACAGCAGCUGAAGUACGUUCAAGACAGCCACCAUGUCUCCAAGCGCUCAAGCACCGCCAACCAUAAUCUCCGCCUCACAAACCCCCGAAGAAGAGCGCAACAUCACCACCGCAAAGCAAUACAUGGCCAUCGCCUACUCCCCGACCGAGAACCACGGCGCCGAGUCCGUCCGCCACCUCUGCCACCCAGACAGCUGGUUCUGGAGCCCGUCCACAUUUCCCGGCUGCUGCACCCCGAUGGACUACGCCGACUCGCACGCCACCGUCAUGCAGUCGGUCAACGACCUGCACAUCGUGCGGUACGAUCAGGCCUGGGCCAAGGACGGCCACGUCCUGCUGCGGUACACCGCCGAGGGGUCGCAUGCGGGGAAGCCGUACAAGGGGAUCGAGAGGUCCGACCCCCCCAAGCGGGCGCAGUGGAGCGCGGCGGCCAUCUUUGAGAUCAGCGAUGGGAAAGUCAAAAGCUUCACCAAGGACUGGGAUCAGAAGGUGAUGCAGAUUCAACUCGGUUGGGCGCCUGUGAAGGAGUCGGAAGAUCCGCGGUGGGAAGCGGAGAUUCUGGCCAAUCCCGAGAAGGGCCGGCAGGCAAAGUAGGGACGGAGGUUCUGGGAGCAAGGUGAAUCACGAUAAGUUGGGGGUCUUUGAGGGUCGAUGUUCGUGUUGGUAGAGUAGAAUGGUAUGAUA
Aspergillus brunneoviolaceus CBS 621.78 is the source of this 740-nucleotide messenger RNA. RefSeq lists its product as uncharacterized. The transcript has 3 exons. The record is from RefSeq and is a predicted model, not a curated record. NCBI's taxonomy places the organism in Eukaryota, Fungi, Ascomycota, Eurotiomycetes, Eurotiales, Aspergillaceae. Bases 90 to 650 code for a protein of 186 amino acids.